GUCAUGUGCUGUGUGCUUAUGAUGCGUUCCAGGGACACUUUUUAGCCCGUAAAUUACGACCUGAAACUUGGAGUACAUCCAUCUGGUGAACUAUGCUGACCGCUGCCCGAGUUGCUAGAAGAUCCGUGGUGUUCCUACGAAGCAUGACUACGUCUCACGUCGAUUUAGGACACCAACAGGCCACGGUGGUCAUCCUGCCCAGUGCUCUGGCAAAUGACUUCGAAGCAUUCUGCUCAAGGAACCCCGCCGCCUUGUCACUGCUUUAUCGCAGCCAACCAGGAGAGACCUCUUGCCUUCCAAUAGCCUCCAAUGUUGAUACACGGAGCUAUAUUUCCCAGUACUGUGUGUUUGAGAAUGGCCGUCUGCAGAAGACUGUCCCCAGUCUGAAAGGUUUCGGCGAUGAUUCAAGAGCUGGAGCAGACACUGGGGUGGUGCGGUCAGAGGGCCCGGGGGCCUGCUGGCCAGACAUGGUGUUCUUCUACCUGGGCAGCAGCUUUGGUUUUGAGGCCCGUCUCAGGGAAGCUGGAGUUCCUGACCGGAAUGUGGAGCAAGGCAAGAACAGCAUUUACAAGACUGCAGUCCCCUGUGUUCCAGUGGGAGUGUUUGACUGCCCCCUGGUGGUCACCAUGCGUCCGGUUCCUGCUGACAUGGUGACCACUGCUGCGAAAAUAACACACCUCAACCCACACGCCCACGGAGCUCCUAUACACAUAGGAGACCCAGCUCUCCUAGGCAUACGAGACCUGUCCCGGCCAGAGUAUGGGGACCCAGUAGAACGCCACGCUGGUGAUGUGCCAGUCUUCUGGGCCUGUGGAGUCACCGCCGUAGAAGCAAUACGCAACAGCAAACCUCUUCUGGCCUUCAGCCACUCUCCAGGCAGUAUGUUCCUGACAGAUAUCCCAGACACCCCCCUUCCAACGUCCCAGCUGAGCCCAUGCUGCUUCCUGAUCUCCCAGGAUCCCUUGCUGUACAGCCUGGCUUCAGAGGGGGCUGUGGGGAAGAUAAGGCAGCUGGAGAAGGUGAUUGGAGAAGAUCCAGGUAAUCGCGGCAUCAAGGCUCUUUUUGUGCAGGAUGAACUUUUGCGUUCCUGUCUUGCCCUUUCCCACUCUACCUCUGUUGCCAUAACAACUGGUUUCCCCACACACUACAUGCACAGCCCACCUGACGAGACGGACGGCCCACCGGGGGCCCUCGCCAUGGCAACCAUGUUGAUUGCCCUCGGCAAACAGGUCACCAUGGUAACGGACAAGAGAGCUGUGCAGCUGAACCAGGAGCUGUUGGAGGAAGCUGUGAGGACAGGUGUUUUGAAAACCACAAUCCCAUUGGUCACUUUUGAAGACAACGGGCCCGACUCCGCCCUCCACUUCCUGUGUCACGAGGGAGACCCCACAAAGCCCAGGUUUGACCACUUGGUGGCGAUAGAGCGCAGCGGUCGGGCAGCAGAUGGAAACUACUACAACAUGCGGGGGGCCAACAUCAAGCAUCUGGUGGACCCCAUCGACGACCUGUUUGUAGCCGCUGCGGACCUACCUGGAAUCACUACUAUAGGUAUUGGUGAUGGUGGUAAUGAGUUGGGGAUGGGCAAGGUUAAGGAGAAGGUGAAGGCCCUGAUGCCAAAUGGGAGCCUGGUAGCAUGUGAUGUGGCAGCUGACUACGCAAUUACGGCUGGAGUGUCCAACUGGGGGGGGUACGCGGUGGCCUGCGCCCUGUACCUCCUCUACACCUGCCCCACCCACCAGCGUUACCUACGCAGAGGAACCGAACCAGCAACUUCCCCCGGACUGCUGGACAACCUUCUCACCUCCCUGCCCUCUGUGGACAAAGAGGAGGCGGUGUUGUCCAGCCUGGUGCGGUUAGGAGUGCGUAGCGGCGGGACUGGUAACCUGGCCAUGGAGGUGGACGCUCUGCCCUUUCACCCCACUCACUCUGACCUCGUCAGCAGGCUUGUGGCGCUCACGCUAGACUCAGGCGCCACCGGCACGCCCUGAACGCCUCCCAACACCCUCAAGCAGCAAGAAGUACGUUUAAAGGCAAUGUCAUGUUUUGAAUAUAUCCUCCCCGGUUCUUCAAGUCAUUGUCUCACGUUUUCUGAUUGAAAAUGAUACCUCUACUUCUUUUAAAAUGACUGAAGGAAACCGCUUUCUUGGUUUGGUUUAUCCAGAAUCUGAGCUCAAUAUGCGAUCAUGUUUAAGUCAACUGUCCGCUAUGUUAAAUCAGAAGUAGUCUUGUCUUCAAUGUUAAUGAUUGUUUAAUACUGUUUUAUCAUUUUGACUGUUAGUAUCAGCCAGUCUCUUAAUUCAACAUUGUUUCGUAAUGUUGGACCAGACAUUUGGCAUAAACGUUAUUAAGACCUAUUCAAAAUGAGGGUCCUAGAAAUUAGAUCGUAGGAAUGAGGUCCUGAAUCAACCCUAUAUCGCAGGAAGAUUAGACCUAGCUUGGUCCUUGAAAAGUUUUUUAUUGAAUUAAUUUAAUUAGCACGUUAAUAAUGGGUCAGCUUAGCUCAGAAGGUAGUUUGAUCCCCGGCUCCUCCUAGCUGAGAGUCGAGGUGUCCCUGAGCAAGACCCCCCAACUCUGACUGCUCCCGACCAGCUGACCUUGCAUGGGUGACUCUGCCGUCGUUUGUGACUGUGUGUAUGAACCGUUGUAAGUUGUUUCGAUAAAAGUCUGCUAAAUGCCUUCAAUGUAAAUGUAAUAAAGAAAAAUAAUGUAAACAAAAGUGAAAAAAGCUUCCUAGAAUAUGAUACAUUACUGACCUAAUAGUGUGUAUUGAUCGCAAAAUGUAAAAUGAAGCAUUGUAGAUAGAAAAAAAAAUAUGCAUUAGCAAAUGAAACAAUACACAUUGAGUAGGUUAUUUUCAAGAAAGGGGACAUAGUUGGUCACAUUUAAAAAAUGUGGAUCUCGCCGAGAUGAUCAUUGGCUGACAAAAUGUGGGAUUAUGUUAGUACGUAAGAAAAUAAAAUAUAUAACAAAUCUAGUCGUUUUAACAUGUUUUAAUGCCGGAAUAUUACAUAUUCUAAUUCUACUUUUAACACACCUACUGUGUCAUUGGAAGUACUAAGCGCCCCUUAGUGUUUAAAUAAAGUACUACGUUGACAAACGAUGACGCAAGUAAAGCCAAACUGUAGACUGGGUAUCCCCGCCCAUUCGAGAAGGGUCCUGCUGCAGGCUUGGGCAUUUCCGUCAUGACACAAGAACGCCCUUUAGGCGUUCCUGGUAGCGUUUCAUCGACCAAUCACGAGGUGUUUCGAAAGGCAUACUGGGUUUCGCAAGGCAUACUGCGAAGCACAGUCGCAAGACAUACUAUGCUUUCCUUCCUUAAUGGCAAUUUUACCUCAUUAGAUUUAGCAAUCAUGGAGCACCCACCUGGCUAACGUUAGUUCUAUGCUACCCGUACUUGAAACUGCUGUUUGAGAAAAUCUAACUAGCGUAUGUUUAGGAUGUUGACAGCCGUGCGAAGAAGAAGGGGUUUGGUGUUGACGGUGAAAGUUAGGCCGGUUUAUAGCAGCGUUGUCGGUUAUUACCGGUCAUUGACCGGAAAAAAAUGAGGAGGACCGACAAUUCUAAAUGUCCCCGCUCAGAAUGACCAGUAGCGACUGGUCAUUAGGGGCAAGCCGCUACUCUCACAAGAAAAAAAUAAAAGAAAAUGAAAUUUGAAAAAAAAAGAAAUAUAUAUAAAAACUAAAAUAUAUAUUUUUUAUGUAUAUUUAAAAAACAACAGUGUUACACCUUAUGUUUUUUGACAAAGACAACAGUGUUACCCCUUAUAUUUUUUUUCAUGACGAACAAUAAAAAACGACAGUGUUACCCCUUAUGUUUUUUUCAUGACGAACAAUAAAAAACAACAGUGUUACCCCUUAUGUUUUUUUUCAUGACCAAUAAAAAACGACAGUGUGACCCCUUAUGUUUUUUUCAUUACGAACAAUAAAAAACAACAGUGUUACCCCUUAUGUUUUUUUUCAGUACGACCAAUAAAAAACGACAGUGUUACCCCUUAUGUUUUUUUCAUGACGAACAAUAAAAAACGACAGUGUUACCCCUUAUGUUUUUUUCAUGACGAACAAUAAAAAAACAACAGUGUUACCCCUUAUGUUUUUUUCAUGACGACCAAUAAAAAAACAACAGUGUUACCCCUUAUGUUUUUUUUCAUGACGACCAAUAAAAAACAACAGUGUUACCCCUUAUGUUUUUUUCAUGACGAACAAUAGAAAAUGACAGUGUUACCCCUUAUGUUUUUUUUCAUUACGAACAAUAAAAAACAACAGUGUUACCCCUUAUGUUUUUUUUCAUGACCAAUAAAAAACAACAGUGUUACCCCUUAUGUUUUUUUCAUGACGAACAAUAAAAAACGACAGUGUUACCCCUUAUGUUUUUUUUCAUUACGAACAAUAAAAAACAACAGUGUUACCCCUUAUGUUUUUUUUCAUGACCAAUAAAAAACGACAGUGUUACCCCUUAUGUUUUUUUCAUGACGAACAAUAAAAAACAACCGUGUUACCCCUUAUGUUUUUUUUCAUGACGACCAAUGAAAAGCAACAGUGUUACCCCUUAUAUUUUAUUCGACAAGGACAACAUUUUUUUUUUUUCAAAUAUGUUUUUUAUUCAUGACGACCAAUAAAAAAUUACAGUGGCGACGUUGUUGCGGCGAUUCGAACCUGAGCGGCUUAGGGUGUUAACCUCCGAACUUACCAAUGCACCAUCAAGACACCGAAUAAAAUCUUAACAAUGGUUAUACUUGACUUUAUAAUUUUUUAUGAAAAAUGAAAAAAAUUCAUGAAAAAAAAAAAAAAUUAUAAUUUUUUUCAUGACGAACAAUAAAAAACAACAGUGUUACCCCUUAUGUUUUUUUUCAUGACGACCAAUAAAAAACAACAGUGUUACCCCUUAUGUUUUUUUUCAUUACGAACAAUAAAAAACAACAGUGUUUCAUUACGAACAAUAAAAAACAACAGUGUUACCCCUUAUGUUUUUUUUCAUGACCAAUAAAAAACGACAGUGUUACCCCUUAUGUUUUUUUCAUGACAAACAAUAAAAAACAACAGUGUUACCCCUUAUGUUUUUUUUCAUGACGACCAAUAAAAAAAAAAAGUGUUACCCCUUAUGUUUUUUUCAUGACGAACAAUAAAAAACGACAGUGUUACCCCUUAUGUUUUUUUUCAUUACGAACAAUAAAAAACAACAGUGUUACCCCUUAUGUUUUCUUUCAUUACAAACAAUAAAAAACAACAGUGUUACCCCUUAUGUUUUUUUCAUGACAAACAAUAAAAAACGACAGUGUUACCCCUUAUGUUUUUUUUCAGUACGACCAAUAAAAAACCACAAUGUUACCCCUCAUGUUUCAUUUAAUAAAAACGACAGUGUUACCCCCUAUGUUUUAUUCGAUACAUUUCGACAGUGUUAACCCAUAUGGGUUUUUCAUGACGACAGAUAAAAAACGACAGUGUUACCCUUUACGUUUUAUUUGACAAAGACAACAGUGUUACCCCUUUUUUUUUUUUUCAUGACGACCAAUAAAAAAAAACAGUGUUACCCCUUAUGUUUUUUUUCAUGACGACAGAUAAAAAACGACAGUGUUACCCCUUAUGUUUUUUUCCCAUGAUGACAGAUGAAAAGCAACAGUGUUACCCCUUAUAUUUUAUUUGACAAGGACAACAUUUUUUGUUUUUUAAAUAUGUUUUUUAUUCAUGACGACCAAUAAAAAACGACAGUGGCGACGUUGUUGCGGCGAUUCGAACCUGAGCGGCUUAGGGUGUUAACCUCCGAACUUACCAAUGCACCAUCAAGACACCGAAUAAAAUCUUAACAAUGGUUAUACUUGACUUUAUAAUUCGCAUGAAAUAGAAAUAUGAGUCUUCCAACAGAGGACAUCAACCGGACUUGAACCCCGGUCUCCAGGGGGUUCGCUCACAGCUCUCACCACUUCCCAAUGAGAUUCAUAAUUUCAAUAUGUCUGAGGUUAUAUAUGACGUGUGUAUUUCUAUUAUUGUGUAUUUCUAUUAUUUCCCUUAUGUUUUUUUUCAUUACGAACAAUAAAAAACAACCGUGUUACCCCUUAUGUUUUUUUUCAUUACGAACAAUAAAAAACAACAGUGUUACCCCUUAUGUUUUUUUUCAUGACCAAUAAAAAACAACAGUGUUACCCCUUAUGUUUUUUUUCAUGACGACCAAUGAAAAGCAACAGUGUUACCCCUUAUAUUUUAUUCGACAAGGACAACAUUUUUUUUUUUUCAAAUAUGUUUUUUAUUCAUGACGACCAAUAAAAAAUGACAGUGACGACGUUGUUGCGGCGAUUCGAACCUGAGCGGCUUAGGGUGUUAACCUCCGAACUUACCAAUGCACCAUCAAGACACCGAAUAAAAUCUUAACAAUGGUUAUACUUGACUUUAUAAUUUUUUAUGAAAAAUGAAAAAAAUUCAUGAAAAAAAAAAAUAUAUAUAAUUUUUUUCAUGACGAACAAUAAAAAACAACAGUGUUACCCCUUAUGUUUUUUUUCAUGACCAAUAAAAAACGACAGUGUUACCCCUUAUGUUUUUUUCAUGACGAACAAUAAAAAAACAGUGUUACCCCUUAUGUUUUUUUUCAUUAUGACCAAUAAAAAACAACAGUGUUACCCCUUAUGUUUUUUUUCAUGACGACCAAUAAAAAACAACAGUGUUACCCCUUAUGUUUUUUUCAUGACGAACAAUAAAAAAUGACAGUGUUACCCCUUAUGUUUUUUUUCAUUACGAACAAUAAAAAACAACAGUGUUACCCCUUAUGUUUUUUUUCAUGACCAAUAAAAAACAACAGUGUUACCCCUUAUGUUUUUUUCAUGACGAACAAUAAAAAACGACAGUGUUACCCCUUAUGUUUUUUUUCAUUACGAACAAUAAAAAACAACAGUGUUACCCCUUAUGUUUUUUUUCAUGACCAAUAAAAAACGACAGUGUUACCCCUUAUGUUUUUUUCAUGACGAACAAUAAAAAACAACCGUGUUACCCCUUAUGUUUUUUUUCAUGACGACCAAUGAAAAGCAACAGUGUUACCCCUUAUAUUUUAUUCGACAAGGACAACAUUUUUUUUUUUUCAAAUAUGUUUUUUAUUCAUGACGACCAAUAAAAAAUUACAGUGGCGACGUUGUUGCGGCGAUUCGAACCUGAGCGGCUUAGGGUGUUAACCUCCGAACUUACCAAUGCACCAUCAAGACACCGAAUAAAAUCCUAACAAUGGUUAUACUUGACUUUAUAAUUUUUUAUGAAAAAUGAAAAAAAUUCAUGAAAAAAAAAAAAAUAUAUAAUUUUUUUCAUGACGAACAAUAAAAAACAACAGUGUUACCCCUUAUGUUUUUUUUCAUUAUGACCAAUAAAAAACAACAGUGUUACCCCUUAUGUUUUUUUUCAUGACGACCAAUAAAAAACAACAGUGUUACCCCUUAUGUUUUUUUUCAUUACGAACAAUAAAAAACAACAGUGUUUCAUUACGAACAAUAAAAAACAACAGUGUUACCCCUUAUGUUUUUUUUCAUGACCAAUAAAAAACGACAGUGUUACCCCUUAUGUUUUUUUCAUGACAAACAAUAAAAAACAACAGUGUUACCCCUUAUGUUUUUUUUCAUGACGACCAAUAAAAAAAAAAAGUGUUACCCCUUAUGUUUUUUUCAUGACGAACAAUAAAAAACGACAGUGUUACCCCUUAUGUUUUUUUUCAUUACGAACAAUAAAAAACAACAGUGUUACCCCUUAUGUUUUCUUUCAUUACAAACAAUAAAAAACAACAGUGUUACCCCUUAUGUUUUUUUCAUGACAAACAAUAAAAAACGACAGUGUUACCCCUUAUGUUUUUUUUCAGUACGACCAAUAAAAAACCACAAUGUUACCCCUCAUGUUUCAUUUAAUAAAAACGACAGUGUUACCCCCUAUGUUUUAUUCGAUACAUUUCGACAGUGUUAACCCAUAUGGGUUUUUCAUGACGACAGAUAAAAAACGACAGUGUUACCCUUUACGUUUUAUUUGACAAAGACAACAGUGUUACCCCUUUUUUUUUUUUUCAUGACGACCAAUAAAAAAAAACAGUGUUACCCCUUAUGUUUUUUUUCAUGACGACAGAUAAAAAACGACAGUGUUACCCCUUAUGUUUUUUUCCCAUGAUGACAGAUGAAAAGCAACAGUGUUACCCCUUAUAUUUUAUUUGACAAGGACAACAUUUUUUGUUUUUUAAAUAUGUUUUUUAUUCAUGACGACCAAUAAAAAACGACAGUGGCGACGUUGUUGCGGCGAUUCGAACCUGAGCGGCUUAGGGUGUUAACCUCCGAACUUACCAAUGCACCAUCAAGACACCGAAUAAAAUCUUAACAAUGGUUAUACUUGACUUUAUAAUUCGCAUGAAAUAGAAAUAUGAGUCUUCCAACAGAGGACAUCAACCGGACUUGAACCCCGGUCUCCAGGGGGUUCGCUCACAGCUCUCACCACUUCCCAAUGAGAUUCAUAAUUUCAAUAUGUCUGAGGUUAUAUAUGACGUGUGUAUUUCUAUUAUUGUGUAUUUCUAUUAUUUCCCUUAUGUUUUUUUUCAUUACGAACAAUAAAAAACAACCGUGUUACCCCUUAUGUUUUUUUUCAUUACGAACAAUAAAAAACAACAGUGUUACCCCUUAUGUUUUUUUUCAUGACCAAUAAAAAACAACAGUGUUACCCCUUAUGUUUUUUUUCAUGACGACCAAUGAAAAGCAACAGUGUUACCCCUUAUAUUUUAUUCGACAAGGACAACAUUUUUUUUUUUUCAAAUAUGUUUUUUAUUCAUGACGACCAAUAAAAAAUGACAGUGACGACGUUGUUGCGGCGAUUUGAACC
Molecule: messenger RNA, 8822 nt
Organism: Gadus chalcogrammus (walleye pollock)
Lineage: Eukaryota; Metazoa; Chordata; Actinopteri; Gadiformes; Gadidae
Gene: dglucy
Product: D-glutamate cyclase
Exons: 15
Coding region: 93-1988 (631 amino acids)
Biological process (GO): glutamate metabolic process
Molecular function (GO): D-glutamate cyclase activity
Source: RefSeq, a predicted model, not a curated record